Messenger RNA from Marasmius oreades (fairy-ring Marasmius), 2154 nucleotides. RefSeq lists its product as uncharacterized. The record is from RefSeq and is a predicted model, not a curated record. NCBI's taxonomy places the organism in Eukaryota, Fungi, Basidiomycota, Agaricomycetes, Agaricales, Marasmiaceae. The coding region runs from base 209 to 1978 and encodes 589 amino acids. The transcript has 6 exons.
GACAAACUGGGACAAAGUCCAGUCCUUCUCCAAGCGUUACUUACUUAUUGUCUCUUUAUUGCCUCAUAUACAGAACUCGCAGCGUGCAGGGAACCUAUUGUCCUGUAUACUUGUAGGAUCGUCGAGACGCGUUUAGACUGCAGCCGUAACUAUCACCUGCAUCGUCACUACAUCGUGCGGCCCAGGAAUUGGUAACAAGGGCAACCAGAUGUCUCAGACCUACACGAACAAUAACAAACGCCAGAGAAGUCAACUGUCUCGAAGAGCACUAGAAUUCAAUCCCAACGAAGAGUUUGGAAUUUCGGCCUCGCCACAAAACAACCAAGCUUCCACCCCAAGACGGCACAAAUCGCGUUCUCCUUCGCGAACGGGUCCCCGACCUGAUCCAUUUGAUAUAUCUCCAGUGGCUUUCACUUCGUCCAAAUUACCGCGAAGCUCUACCUCUACUCUUACCCGAUCCAUUUUUGCAUCCAUGGACGAACUCUCAGACCCAGGUCAACGGGUCAGAUCGACCAGUAGCUCUUCUCUGCCACCUGGUUCUCGACAUACGAACCCUCGAGAUUUCUCCGUCCAUGUAGUGCCGUCCACCUCACAGAACAAGUCGCACAAUAAGAAAGAUAAAGGCAAGGAGCGCCUAUUUGUGCGUUCCUCUAAGCAGUUACCUUCAGAGGAUUCCGGUUCCUUUUCAGGACCGAUAGCUGCGGCUGAGUUUGAGCGUAUGAAGAAAGAGAUAGAGGAGCUGAAGAAUACCGUACAAGAUCACAAGAAGACGAUCAAGAAACAAUCCAAACGGAUAGAAGAGCUUAAAACGGAACUCAACGCUGGCAAGAUAGCACGGAAGGAGCACGAGACUCAACUUCAAAUUCUCUCCUCGAAAGCAUCGAAACAUGAAGAGCUCGUUAGCGCUCUUGAAGUUACGUUCCAAUGUCAAAUAUGCAUGGAUUAUCUGACUAAACCUUUCGCUCUCUCUCCAUGCGGACAUGUUCUGUGUGUUUCAUGCCUUCAAGACUGGUUCCGUAAAGCGCCUCUGUCUGUUGACGACAUGGAUAUCGACCCCGAAGAUGCGGAAGAUCCCGAAUAUCUCUUAUCCCGACAGAAGACCUGCCCUUGUUGUCGUGCCAUCAUCACACGCAGGCCUGCCCCCGUAUUUUUAAUCAAGAGUGCAGUGGAGGCUAUCAAGAAAUACAAGGCAUUCACAGAUAGUUCUAACGCUCAAAGAAGUGAGAGUCCUCUUAUCGGCGAUGAAGACCCUUGGGCAGGCUUUUUCCCUGAAGAGGGCGUCCGCAACGAUGACGAAGACGAGGAGUAUUUCGUACGGCAUUAUUAUCUGGAUGACCUCUACGUGGAUUCCGACUCUGACGGUUUGGAGUCGAUCAUGAUGGAUGCGGAUAGUGCCUCUGAGUCGGGAGGUGAAGAUGAAGAAAUACACCAACCUGAUGAAGAAGAUGGGUAUCAGGAGGAGGAAGAAGCUAGUGAUGCCGAAUCUUUGGAAGAUCCGCUGUUUGUGAAACCCCCUUGGGAGCCUCCGCUUGAUCUAUACGGUCGCGAAGAAUUAGUGGAUCUUGAUGAGGAACGUUCAUCGAUGCUACAACGCGGCUGUACCCUCUGGCUGAUUCAGACUUGCCAUAUGGAGUACACUCACAAUGAUGGUUUUGUGGCGUACUUGUACGCCUUGAAUAACGAACGGCACUCUUACGAAAUUAUCUUUGCUCGGACAGCGGAAGAGAGGAACAAAAGGGAAUUACACAGGCUGUUCUUGGGGUGGAAUCUGCAUAUGCCGUUCAAUGAACGUCUGGACGAGGAAGGCGGAAAGGAGUUUUUGACUCAGACAUUGGAGCUCUAUAAGAAUCAACCAUGGAAGUUUCAACUAGAUGAGAGGCUGAGAACUCCGGGAAAGUUGGAUCUACACGUCCUUGUGCGAGCUGAUGGACAUGAUCAGGGAUAUGAGACUACGGACACAGAAUAUUAUGAAUGGUAAAGGACGGAUUUUGAUGCAUUUCGAUUUACUUUUGUACUUUACAGACAGAUUCGAUUGCUAUGGUAGUCGACUUACCUCCUCUCCCGCAGUGCGAAUAAGAACCUUGGCAGUGCUACCUAUAGAUAAUUCCAAUGCCGCUUGGGUUGGGCGGGCAUUCAGACACUUUUCAAACCUAG